AUGACGUCAGCACGUCUGCAGCCUAGCAGCAGAAGAUACGGCGUAAACAAAACAGGCAGCUACAAAACCAGCUAACGCUAAGUAGCAAACGUGUUUUUGAGUGAAAUACGCAGUUACGCUGCAUUCGGCUACAUUAAAAACUAUUUAAAUCUAACAUUACGUUUCGCUUUCAGCUGUAAUCUGGUAGAAGACUGGUUUACAUGAUGCUGAGACUGAUGCUAAGGUACCGUUAUAGCUAGCUGCGUUAGCUUCAGGUAACCGGAGAUAACGGGACGAAGAUUUUAUAUUUCUGUAAAUCGAGGAUAUUUAGGACUACGGUUGUUUAUACCGCAUGGUAAUGGUUACUUAUUUCAUCAACACUUGUUGUGUUUUAUGUUGGUAAAAGUUGAUUAAGUUGCUGCUGUCGUAAGUUAGCCAGCGAUGUGGCUAAUUAAGAGGAAAAGUCGAUCAGCUGUUUAAAGAGGUGGGGGACGAUGACCUCUUGACCUCAGUCAUCUGGACUCGGACUGAGAUGUUUAGCCUGAUGGCGAACUGCUGCAACUGGCUGAAACGAUGGCGAGAGCCUGCAAGGAAAGUGACUCUGGUUAUGGUGGGUCUGGAUAACGCAGGAAAGACUUCAACAGUACGAGGAAUAAAAGGAGAAGAUCCACAUGAUGUGGCUCCCACAGUGGGGUUUUCCAAGGUCGACCUGAAGCAGGGCAAGUUCGAGGUGACCAUCUUCGACCUGGGCGGAGGGAAAAGGAUCCGCGACAUCUGGAAGAACUACUACUCCGAGUCGCACGGCGUGGUGUUCGUGGUGGACUCGAGCGACGUUCAGAGGAUCCAGGAGACACGGGAAACCAUGGCAGAGGUCCUGCAGCAUCCGCGCAUCGCAGGGAAACCUGUGCUAGUGCUUGCCAACAAACAGGACCAGGAGGGAGCACUGGCCGAAGCAGACAUCAUCGAGAACCUGUCGUUAGAGAAGCUUGUUAACGAGAACAAGUGUCUGUGUCAGGUCGAGCCUUGCUCUGCUGUUCUGGGCUACGGCAAAAAGAUCGACAAGUCCAUAAAAAAGGGCCUAAAGUGGCUCCUCAACAAUAUUGCCAAAGACUACGAGGCCAUUACCGAGCGUGUGCAGAAGGACACGGCCGAGCAGCGCGCUCUGGAGGAUCAGGACAAGAAGGAGAGGGCAGAAAGAGUACGGCUGAUGCGAGAGGAGAGAGACCGAGAGGAGCAAGAGGAGGCAGAACGCGAGGGCAGGCAGAUCCAGGAAGAGGAUCCCGAUGACGAAAACCUGCCAUGCCCGUUUCAGCCAAUCAGCAACGUGAUCUGUGAGAACGAGGACAGGGAGAAAGAGAGGAAGAGGCAGAGAGAGCUGCUAGAGGCUCGGAGCAACAACCAGCAGAUGGCAGAUGUGGAACAAGAGGAAGAAGAGUACGAGGAUGAGAACGAAGAGCCACACGACACAAGACAAACGACAGCAAACGGCAGCUCAGUCCCAACAGCGGAGCAGGACAAAAAGAAGACGAGGAAGCUGCACCUGAAGAGGAAGCACCGCGUGGACCCUCUGAGGACCGAGGACGGCCCGACAGAGAGCCCCACCCCUACUCCUCCACCAGUGGGAUGGGCCACGCCUAAAGUUUCUAGGCUGCCAAAACUCGAGCCGCUCGGGGAGACGAAACAUUCCGAGUUUUACAAGAAGCCUCUCCCGCCUGUCGCAAACAGGCCGCGGCCUAACGGCGACACUCAUGAUGUCAUUUUUUAACCUUGAGAUUGAGCUCGUCCAAUCAUCUUUUUGCUUUCUGUCUCAAGCGAGCGGGGUGUAGACAGCCAGGCAGAGAGACACUACAAACACUACAGACAGACAGGCAGACGACUGCUGCGGAAACACUGCAGUCACAGAGCAUCAUGGGAACUGAAGUCCUUCUCGGAGCCCGUUUCAAAAUGGACACAUUUCAGCGCAAAACUUUUAAAUCUGCCUGAACUGGUUUGAUAUCCGGUUCUGUUUUCACUCCACAAAAGCACGUUUGGUGCCGAACUCUCUCCUGAAACUUUAUUUUCUACUGUUGAUGUCAGUGUUACAAAGUUUGGACUCUAUUUGACAAAGAAUGUAAAUAAGUUUGUUAUAACCUUAUGUUUAUGGAUGUUACAGAACAACAGAUUUGUAUUCACGCAGCCAUUAAACAUGACCAUAUUUUACUGUUAAAUUUGUACACUUUGGAUUAAGUACUAUAAGAGAAGGUUUAUAUGACAUUGGGGAUGUUCUUGAAUGUAGAGCUGAAGGCAGAUAGAGGUUUAAAGUGGCUUUUCACACAGCUGAGUGCUUUAAUUUUGUAGAAACAUCACUCUUAUAACAAGAGUCACAGCUUGGAAGGGGAGGUAGUCGUCACAGAUGCAUUGUGGGAAUAAUUUCCGUUCUUACACUACAUAGAGGUUGUUAAUUGGUCAGCUGUUGUCAUGGAUGUCUCGACAUUUCAAUGUAAUUUGUGCAGUUUGAGGCCAAGAAAAGAAUCUGUCAUAUCUGUACUCUCGCCGGCAGCAUCAUCUUGUCUUUUUAUUUAUUGUCAAAAAUGUAAACGUAUAAAAAUAUAUUUGUCUACAGGGCUACAGACUUUUUUUACGCAUUCUGCUGUUUACACUGUGUACCUGCUUUUAAAGUGAUAUUUCUCCCGAGGCGGGAAUCAGCCUCAGACUUGCAGCCUCUCAGGCGGCCCCCCAGGUCUGAGCCAGCACUGUUAUUAUUCCAGCUUUCCUCACUUUUCCUGCACCCAUCUUCACUUUACAACGAGCCGAAAACAACUAAAAGUUCAACUAUGAACGUACAAAAACAAAUCUGGGAGAGAGAAAAAACACUCCAUCGGCCCAAUUAGGCUUUGGAAGAGCAACAGUGGGACGAUUGAGGAGGAGAAAGUUUUUCAGCACAUCUUCACCUGGAGCAGCAGAUAUUGGGUCAGAGCACCUGAGAGUAUGUGUAGCAAAAGUAAGCACAGGAAAUAUCACUUUAAAACUACAAGAUUAUGUUUCCAAUCUGCAGUACAGCACUGACUCACUCUUCUACAUCAAUGUUUGAACAAAAUAUUUUUUCUACCCUGUUUGAUUUUUAUAACAGCGUAAUAAAAGAUGUUUUAAAUGUAA
Messenger RNA from Labrus mixtus (cuckoo wrasse), 3114 nucleotides. It is a transcript of the gene arl13b, whose product is annotated as ADP-ribosylation factor-like 13b. NCBI's taxonomy places the organism in Eukaryota, Metazoa, Chordata, Actinopteri, Labriformes, Labridae. Bases 512 to 1744 code for a protein of 410 amino acids. Gene Ontology annotation, biological process: non-motile cilium assembly; receptor localization to non-motile cilium. Gene Ontology annotation, molecular function: GTP binding; GTPase activity. The record is from RefSeq and is a predicted model, not a curated record. Gene Ontology annotation, cellular component: ciliary membrane; non-motile cilium; motile cilium. The transcript is spliced from 10 exons.